GCUGAGGUGACUUGCUUCCAGCUGGGCAGUGGCUGAGUCAGCCCUAGUGUUAAGCACUUGAGCAACAGGGUCCUCAGAGUCACAUCUUGGCCCUGCUGCUUGCCAGCUCUGUGCUGCACCAAGUUACUUCCCCUCCUCGGAUUCUCAGUUUCCUCAUCUGCUGCUUCCCCAGAUUUCAGUACUCACAAGGCAGCCUGUGGCACAGGACAGACUAGCAGCGGGGGCUACUCUAGGAGUUGAGAUUCUCUGCAGUAGUCAUGGACCAAAAAUGGAGCACUCACUGACCCCAGGAAAAACAGAAGAAGUAGGAACGAGUGAAGAAGAGGAGAGGACUCCCCAAGCUCUAAGGCUCCCUCCCUAGUUGGGGCAGGAAAGGCCCGCCUGGCCCUGGUGGACACAAUAACAAGGCUGUGGCCAGAAAAAGAACCAUGGCUUUGGAAGGUGAUGUUCAGGCUGCUGAAGUGGGAGCUGCCUUCAGUGAGCUCAUGCCUCCCUGGAUGUAGGAAGCCCAGUUGGGCAGUCAUGGAGUGGGACAAUAACACAAUCCAGGGCUUGAGCUUGCCACCCACUACCUGUGUCUACCAUGAGGACUUCAAGCGUCUGCUGCUGCCCCCUGUGUACUCAGUGGUGCUGGUAGCCGGCCUGCCAUUGAACGUCUGCGUCAUUGUCCAAAUCUACACGUCCCGCCGGGCCUUUACCCGCACAGCCGUGUAUACAUUAAACCUGGCCCUGGCUGACCUUCUGUAUGCCUGCUCCCUGCCCCUGCUCAUCUAUAACUAUGCCCAACGGGACCAUUGGCCCUUUGGGGACCUCAUGUGUCGCCUAGUGCGCUUCGUCUUCUACGCCAACCUGCACGGCAGCAUCUUCUUCCUCACCUGCAUCAGCUUCCAGCGCUACCUGGGUAUCUGCCACCCCCUAGCCCUCUGGCACAAGCGUGGGGGCCGCAGGGCUGCCUGGCUCGUGUGUGGAGCUGUGUGGCUGCUGGUGACAGCACAGUGCCUGCCCACAGCCAUCUUUGCUGCCACAGGUAUCCAGCGGAACCGCACCGUCUGCUAUGACCUCAGCCCGCCAGCCCUAGCCGCCCGCUACCUGCCCUAUGGCAUGGCCCUCACGGUCACUGGCUUCCUGCUGCCCUGUGCAGCCCUUCUGGCUUGCUACUGUCGCCUGGCUCGCCGCCUGUGCCGCCAGGAUGGCCCUGCAGGGCCUGUGGCCCAGGAGCGGCGGGGAAAGGCGGCUCGCAUGGCUGUGGUUGUGGCAGCCGUCUUUGCCAUCAGCUUCCUGCCUUUCCACGUCACCAAGACAGCCUACCUGGCGGUGCGCUCUAUGUCAGGUGUGCCCUGUCCCAUGCUGGAAGCCUUUGCUGCUGCCUACAAAGUCACACGGCCCUUCGCUAGUGCCAACAGUGUGCUGGACCCCAUCCUCUUCUACUUCACCCAGAGGAAGUUCCGCCGGCGGCCACACGAGAUAAUACAGAAACUCACAGCCAAGUGGCAGCGGCGGCGGGGUGGCUGAGGCCCCCAGAGAAGGACCUGGGGCCUGGAUGCUGUCAUGUUUGCCAUUGUGGCCAGGGUGCCCCACCAACCCCAAACCAUGCACAGAAUUAAAAUUCAGCUCAGCUGGGUAUGCAGCUGAGGUCCCAAA
This is a messenger RNA of Heterocephalus glaber (naked mole-rat), 1641 nucleotides long. RefSeq names its product pyrimidinergic receptor P2Y6 (gene P2ry6). Gene Ontology annotation, molecular function: G protein-coupled UTP receptor activity; G protein-coupled ADP receptor activity; G protein-coupled UDP receptor activity. The record is from RefSeq and is a predicted model, not a curated record. Gene Ontology annotation, biological process: G protein-coupled receptor signaling pathway; cellular response to pyrimidine ribonucleotide. NCBI's taxonomy places the organism in Eukaryota, Metazoa, Chordata, Mammalia, Rodentia, Bathyergidae. Gene Ontology annotation, cellular component: plasma membrane.